AAAGAAGCUUGCAUUUUAUGUACAUAUUGUUGCUGCUUUACAGAGGUAAACACGUGUUCCUAUUAUGUAUUCAUUUAUAGUUUAUCCUUUUAUUGUUUUUUUCAUAAUUUUUUAGACAAAACAAAAGAAAUUGUCUUGUACAGAAAUUGUUUGGCCAUCAUAUUUAUUAAAGACUCAAUUAACAGUUUAAGACAUGAAACUUGUCUCAGAACAAGCAUGUUGUAAUUUGGGGAAUCUGGACUCGAGACUUUAUUUGGACUUAACUUGGAACGUGCAACACUUUGAAUUGCCUUGCUGCUAAAAAUGUGCUAUAUCAAUAAAAUUACCUUCCCUUCCCUCUUGUUUUGACACUUAUGCUACAUUACAAUUACCUCGGAAGUCUCAGCUGGGUUUGAUAUUACACACUAGGUAACAAAUUUCCAGUGAAAGUAGUCGGAGAAAUAUAUAAACAUAUCUAUAUUGAUGUAAGUGCUGGACUGAUGAGCUUCUGAGUGUCAUGGUUUGCAGUCAUCUCUUGAAAUUCCAGUCAUGCCUCACAUAUUCCUGCAUUCAUCUCAGCUCCUGUAUUUUAUGGACUUGGCAAUUGGCCCUUUUUGAGUAAAUGUACAUGAAUGUUCAUAUUUCUGCACCUAAACUUCCAGCAGAUGAGAAUGAGGACACCUGGCUCAAGUCAACAUGUCACUGUGUUUGAAGGCUGUUGCUUUUUCCAGCCCCCUCUAGGUAUAUUUUGAACUGCGUGCAAGAUGAAGAUACCUUCCCCAUCCUUACAACCCUACUUCCUAUGCACUACCUCCCCCGUCUUUCGCACCAGCCAGGCACCCAUAAAUCUGACGUACUUUUCGCAUUUCCUGCACCAGACAGACACCGAAACAGAGGAAGGGGAGAAGCAGAUAGCUAUAUGAAGUUAGUGAGCAGUGGAUGAAACCAGGCCCAACCUGCAGGAGUCUGUCUCCCCCCUCUUCUUUACCUAUCCACCCAUCACCCCCACUGUCCGGAUACUCCCCCCACCUCCACGCCCCUGCAGCGGUCGCCACCAGCCGCAGUCUGCUCGCAACGGUCCGGCGAACAUUUGCCGAUGAGUCCCGGCGGCUGCAUCCGGAGCCUCACACCCGCGUCACGGUGCAGUAGUGGGGACACGCGCCGCUCCGCUGCUUCCAGUGAGCUCGAGCCCAGCUGAGAGAGUUGGUUUUCUCUUUUUCUUCUCAAUUCCUCGAAGGUAAAAACAAUGACACAGCGGCUCACAUCUGUGGCCUCUGCUCGGAUGUUUUCUGCAAUCUCGCGCUUGUUGGUACCUAUUUCUUCCCGGCUCGUCUGUUUUCCGGGCUAACUGUCGCGUCUCCGGGGCUGCCCUCCAGCUUACAUCGGGCAGAGGUGGGGGGAGCAUUUAGGUACUUUGCUGAACUGCUGACGUUUCACAACAAGAAGCAAAAACAGACGCUUCAGAAGCUUUCGGACCGCGUCAUAUUACACCGGAGGUGCUCAGCUGAUUGCCUCCGCGCGCGCGCCGCAGGAGAACAUUUCGUCAAUAACUGGACCUCUUUCCUCGUGGCGACAUGGUGGUCUUCAACGGGCAGUUGAAGAUUAAAAUCUGCGAGGCGCUGGACCUAAAACCCACGGCUUGGUCCCUGCGUCACGCCGUGGGUCCGAAGACUCAGACCUUCCUCCUGGACACGUACAUCGCCCUGAACGUGGACGACUCGCGCGUGGGUCAGACCUCCACCAAGCAGAAGACCAACAGCCCCACGUGGAACGACGAGUUCACUACGGAGGUCAUCGACGGCAGAAGGAUAGAGCUGUCCGUCUUUCAUGACGCCCCCAUCGGCUACGACGACUUCGUGGCCAACUGCAUCAUUCAGUUUGAGGACAUCCUGCACAGCGGCAGCAAGCACUACGAGAACUGGAUUGAUCUGGAGCCAGAGGGGAGAGUCUUUGUUGUUAUUGACUUAUCAGGAUCUUCCAGUGAAGAGGCGGGGUCUACCAACAAUGAGGAGCGGGUUUUCCGACAGCGAAUGCGACCCAGGAAGCGGCAAGGGGCUGUUCGGCGGAGGGUUCACCAGGUCAACGGGCACAAGUUCAUGGCCACCUACCUGAGGCAGCCCACCUACUGCUCUCACUGCAGGGACUUCAUCUGGGGCGUUUUAGGGAAGCAAGGUUACCAGUGUCAAGUUUGUACCUGUGUGGUCCAUAAGCGCUGCCAUGAGCUCAUCAUUACCAAGUGUGCAGGAAUGAAGAAGCAGGACGACACAGUUGGAGAACCAGUCGGGUCUCAGAGGUUCAGUGUCAACGUCCCGCACAAGUUCAGCAUCCACAACUUUAAAGUUCUGACCUUCUGCGAUCACUGCGGCUCCCUGCUGUGGGGCCUGCUGCGGCAGGGACUCCAGUGUAAAGUAUGUAAAGUGAACGUACACAGGCGAUGCGAGAGCAACGUCGCUCCGACAUGUGGAGUGGACGCCAGAAGAAUUGCGACCGUCCUCUCAGAUCUUGGAUUGACACCAGAUAAAAUCUCCAACAGCGCCCAGAGGCGGAAAAAGCUUCCUCAGGCUCAGGAUCCUCAGCAGCUGCCAUCAGAGCUACAUCAGACAGAGGAGGACCACUCGAGGUCCGCUCCCACCUCUCCAUGUGACCAAGACGUGAAGGAGCUGGAGAACAUCAGGAAAGCUCUGUCCUUUGACCACCGCGUAGAGGAGCACAAAGCACACCCUCUGUUCUCGCCAUCAUCAGUAAUGACGGUGGGAGAAAGAGAGGCAGAGGGCGUCGAUGGAAACGGAGUAAAGGAAGAGAGAAGCCAGGAGAAUGGCGAGGUCAAAGGUCACAGCGCUCCUGAGAUAAAAAGGAUGAACCUGCACGACUUCCUGUUCAUAAAGGUGCUGGGGAAAGGAAGCUUUGGAAAGGUGAUGCUGGCCGAGCUGAAGGGCACCGACGAGGUGUUCGCCGUCAAAGUGCUGAAGAAGGACGUGAUCCUGCAGGAUGACGACGUGGACUGCACCAUGACAGAGAAGAGGAUCCUGGCGCUAGCCAGGAAGCACCCGUAUCUGACCCAGCUGUUCUGCUGCUUCCAGACUAAAGAUCGUCUGUUCUUCGUGAUGGAGUACGUAAACGGAGGCGACCUGAUGUUCCAAAUCCAGCGGUCUAGAAAGUUUGACGAGGCGCGCUCCCGAUUCUACGCCGCUGAGGUCACGUCUGCGCUGAUGUUCCUGCACCGGCACGGAGUUGUUUACAGAGACCUGAAACUGGACAACAUUCUGCUGGACGCAGACGGUCACUGCAAACUGGCAGACUUUGGGAUGUGCAAGGAGGGAAUCCUGAAUGGAGUCACCACCACCACCUUCUGUGGGACGCCGGACUACAUUGCACCAGAGAUCCUUCAGGAGCUGGACUACGGUCCGUCAGUAGACUGGUGGGCUCUGGGGGUGCUGAUGUACGAGAUGAUGGCGGGACAGCCGCCAUUUGAGGCCGAUAACGAAGAUGACCUGUUCGAGUCUAUCCUGCAUGACGACGUCCUCUAUCCGGUGUGGCUCAGCAAGGAGGCCGUGUCCAUUCUGAGAGCGUUCAUGACGAAGAGUCCGAACAAGCGUCUGGGCUGCGUGACAGCGCAAGGCUGUGAGGAUGCCAUCAAGGUCCAUCCAUUCUUCAGAGAAAUUGACUGGAUGCUGCUGGACCAGAGGAAGAUCAAGCCUCCGUUUAAACCUCGUAUUAAAACCAAAAGGGACGUCAAUAACUUUGACCAGGACUUCACACGUGAAGAACCUGUCCUGACACCCGUGGAUGACAGCAUCAUCAAACAGAUCAACCAAGAUGAGUUCAAAGGAUUCUCGUACUUCGGAGAUGAAACAUCUUAGAUUGCCGACAUGUUGGAUCCCAACUACCCCAGGAAUUGGGAAUUGUGUCUUCAUUACAGAUCCUGUGCUUUUGUUUGUCCUUUCAUACAUAUGAACUAUGACUGUACGUUUCAGCAGCAUGAGGAAGGUGUGUGCAUGCAUCUCCAGAGAGACGCUCAUUCUUUCAUACAAUGUGACGUGUCUUGUAUCUGCCUGUAAAGAAUGUUUGUUGUUUUUUCUCUUGAACAUGUCUGAAUGGCAAAGACAUGAAUGAAUAAUUGUAUUUAAAGCAAAAAAAAGUGCUUUAUUCCCUGAAAAAUUAAGCGAGGAAAGGCAGAGAAGUUGGCGUCUUACGUUUAGUCAAAGCAAGAAAGGAAAUGUUAGGAAGAGGCACCAAGUCCUCAACAUUUGCAUUGCUAGACUUUAAUUUUAGUCCAGCUGUUUUAUUUGAAGCAAAGAAUGGAGAGAAAGCAGAAAAUGAUGAUGGCGUAUUAGGGCCAUCAUAUAUAGAAAAAAAAUUAGUAACUGUCCACCAAUAAACUCAGAAAUGCUACAAUUUUUGUUUUUUCUACAAUGUGCCUCAUAGGAAACUGAUAUUCCAGCUCUUAGUUUAGUCCUAAAUGGUACAUUAGUUUCUUGCUAACUGAGCCUGAUGUAGCGUGACACUGGGAGCGUCUGUUGCUGAGUGAAGCCCUUUCAGACGAUGAUGUUGGUUAGGGAGCCGCUGCCUGUGCUACCAAACACAAUUUUAGUGAGAUCUGCCUUCAUGUUUAGGCUUUUAGUUCUAUAAAGGCGCUUGUGCUUCCAGGCGAAGUGUGUUGGCAUGGCAACUCAAAUGGGAAAGCUAACCUCCUUCAUGGUUAUAAACUAGGUAGAAAAAAGUUUUUCAACUUUUAUUUUUCUGUAAAUAAUAAUAAUGAUUAGAAUUGUCAAACUCCUCCACCCUCAGACUGUCUUCACCAACAUGUUUACCUGAAUCCAGUUAUGAUGCACUGAAGAGUUACCACUUGGACUUUUUCAAGUUUUUUCAGGUUACAACCAUAAACUUUGACAUUUUUAAUGAAAAGUUAUUUUCUCUUUUUUCACGUAAUAAAACCACAUAGUAGUGAAUAACUGUAAAGCGGAAGGGAAAUAAAAUAUGGAUUUCCAAUAUUUCGAUAAAUAAUCAGUUCAGCCCCAUUAUUUUUCCUUAGAAAACCCGGAGUCUUCCUGUGGAAGACAUCAAAACAUGCCAUAUUUUCUUAAUUAAAUUUAGGUCUGGACUUUGACUGAACCAUUCUGAGACAUGAAUAUCAGACUAAAGGGGUCUGAAUGCAAGUAGAUGCAACUCAUUUCCAAGUUUUAUGCACUAUUCAGUGUUAGUUUCUUACAAAACAAAAUUUACUUAAAUUCAAUCAAGUUUGUGGUUUUCAGCUAAGAAAAUAUGGAAAAAGUUUGACUGGCUCUGCAUUGCACUGACGCAGACAUCUAGUUAUAUUACAAAUAGAAACAAUCUGGUCUGUGUUACAUCACAAAUAAAUCUUGAGGCAUAUUCAUACCAUAAGGUAUACCGUUUAUACAUUCCUACAUGUCUCUUAGCACCAUUUAAAACUGUCAGGGUUUCCUUUGAAAGAAUAAAAUAUAAGCAUUUCCAGACAAUUGAUUCUACAGCAUUUACACAUUGAAGGUGGUUUAUGAUAAUUAUUACAUUCCUUUAUAUAAAAAGCUGGCUUUAUUCAUUGAAAAAAGAUUCCUGCUUUGUCACAUGGACAUGCUUGGACCAAAAAAAUUAAAAGUCCCCUUGCUUGUGAAGGUGAUGGUGAUGUGAAGAGUCCAACAACAUUUUAAAAUACAGUGAACCCCACUCCACAUAUUGACUGAAAAUUUGCCCUUACAUCAAUUUUUUUUGCGGAAAAAUCUAAAUCAAAAGAAAAUGCAGCGUGGGUGGGAAGUAGCAGAGGGCAUGAAAUACCCAUGCCCUCUGCUACAUGACAUGCUAUUGGCUAUCAUUAGCAAAACAGCCAAUCAGGGAGCAGCAUGCAUGUUCAUUGACUGAUUGGCUGUACCCUCUGCAGAAAUGUAAAAUAUUCAGGAACCAACUUUAUGAAAUGUCUCUGGAUUCUUCACCUCACCAUUGCUUUGUCCCUCUCAGUGCCUCUUGGCAGGAAGCAAGUUUGAGCAAGAAGCUUCUGGAUCUCUUAUCAAGGUGAUAACAACCUACAGGGCUGGUUAUUAAGCCAGAAAACAAAAAAAGAUUUGCUAAGCGUGUUGGUCAUCCAGGCAUGAGGUCAGCAGCUUGGUGGUCACUAUUUGUUUCUGUAACACCUUUUGUUUGAGCAGCGGCUGUGAUUGGUUGACAUGUUGGAUGUAUUGGACAUAUUGGACGUAUCAUUUCUCAGCAGUCUAUACUCAAAGUGCAGGCGGGUUCAUGUUAAACUGAAUGUAUUUGCUCUGCAGUGUGUGUUUACAUUAUGCAGAGAGCUGUUGUCUUUAAGUUUUAUUUAAAACGUCUUUAUGUUUUCAUCGCUGUCUGUAGAGUUUGUGUGAUAAAUUUUGGUGACACUACACUCCCAUCUUCAGAGACUCAUCACUCCCACCUCUGAUGUUCAGAGGUUUUGCUUUAUGUUGCAGGUCAGAAAAGGUCUGAGAAAAUUCCAUGUGCAAUACUCCAUGAGAAACUUGUUUCCUUUAGGUAAAUGUACUCUAUCUGUCUCUGUCACUCCCAGGCCUUCCUUUCUUCCCUGACACAGAUUUACUUUCAGUUCUCAGUUGAGCAGAUGAGUGAGGAUGACUCCACAUAUUUCAAUAUCUUUGUAUCAUAUCAGUUGGAAUUACAUGUCCAAGUAUGUAUUUUUUGCAUAUAUUAUGUUUUCUCCAGCAGUUCCUACCCUCUACUGGAACUGGAUCUUUGGACGAUUGGGACCUCCAGUACUGCUAGAAUUUAAGCAUACAAAUAUUGCAGUUCACUCACAUUAAACAUUGUGUAACUGAUUACCGUGGAUCUAAAAGGAUCCAAAAGGGAGUGCUUCUCCUACAGUAGCAACACCUGCAGUUUGGAUGUGCAUAACAUCCAAACUCUUCCCUAGAAGUUUUUAGAUAGACGUUUGCUUAGAUUGAAAUUCUAGGUUUGAGCAGAGAGGUAGGAAGGUUUGGGGGGAACCAUGUGGGCCGGCUUGACUUCAUUCUGUGUGUUGAGCUCCUUCUCCAAUGACAAGUCUCACUCUGUGUGGUUAAUGUCUGGUUCCUUUGUGGCCCAGUCGGGCGUGUCAGAGUGUUCCUCACUAUGUGGCCGAAGACCUGCUGAUAUUUUUAUUUUACUCUUGUACCCAUGGGAGGCCAGAUUUUCUGACAUCUUUUGGUUCAUUUGUUUGUUGCCCUGAGCAGUUGAUGGUGAAUAGGCUCUUCCAACACAACUGAUGAAAAGUUUUGGAUCUGAAGGUUUGACCAUGAAACUAUGAAUAUUAUGGUCUUGUCAUAGUUUGAAGACGGUGGUUGAGAUGUUGUUGACUUAAAUCCAUGGGCCAAUCAACAAAUUCAAUCUGCUUCCAAUCAAAUUGCUUGGCUAGAUCUGCCUUGUACUACUAAUGAGGUGGUUUUUAAAAAACGGAAAAAACAGAAUCUUCAAAUGGAGAUGAAUCUGGUCGGGCUGACGGGGGAAGAACUGGUUAAAGCAUUGGUUGUGGAAAAGGAGCUUUAUUCAUAGAAAUACCAGAAUAAAGGAGAAUCACUGGUCUGUGGAAAGCACUGCCUUUACUGCGCCUACUUUGUCAUUGAUUUCUUUGAAACCACAAACUUUAUUGUAUUUUGUUGGUGAUUUUAUGUAGUCCAUAAUAUGCCAGUGGAAAUGUUGCAGGUUGGAUCGGAUCAACGGUUGGAGGAACCAACAAGAAGUUGCUUUAUGGGUGGGGUUUCUUAGCUACCCUGCACACUGACAAACUGAAAUUUAGGCCCCUUCCUCUUUGGAAAUUGCUCAUGUUCAAACUGGAUGAAGAGCGUCUGUACAUGCCACUGUUUAGAUUUUCCUACAACUUCUCAACUAGAUUUAGCUCUGGACAUUGACUGGGCCUUUCAAAAGACAAAACCUGCUUUAAUUUGAACUAACCAGUGGAGUUCUGGCUCCAGUAUGCUUCAUACUGGUGAUGGUGUGUUAAGUUGAAUGUGGAGUGUUAGUCUUAAACUAUUAUUAGCCUCUGGUGAAGACCUUGAGCUUCAGUUUUACUCUAAAUCAAUUAGAUGCACCACUCUAUUAAACGAUCUCAUAAAAUAUCAAUAAAUGACUUUGAAUGAAAUGUUGUAGAUGAUCUGCGAUAAGUGUGAAAAAGGAUAAUCACUUUUGCAAAGCACAGUAAAACAGAUCACUUAUAAACAUUUUAUGAAGUCACUGUGAAAACAUAUUGAGAUGAUGUAGUGUAGUAGCAAAUUUGGUACUAGAAAAACACAUGACCAAUCAAAAAACAGCAACCUUUUAAAGUGACAGAGGUUAAAACAGGCCAUUUUAGAGAGAAUAGUAAUAGCAGCACAACAAUUUACAAUGUAAAAAAUAUAAUGUAUUUUUAAAUGACGCUUGUGAAAAAUAAUAGAAUUAUUUGAAGAAGCAAGAUGUGGACUCUCGCUGAGUACUUUUAGUAUUCCAGCACUGGGCUUGUUUCAUGGAUUUCCUGUCACUCAAACUCUAAAAAACUGUAUUUAUGUCAACAUGUGAACAUAAUAUUACAGUUUGGGAGACCUGGCAUGCUGUAAUGCUGUAACUAAGUACUAGCAACAUACAUGUAGCAGUAAACAUGUAUCUCACUUAGCAGUAGAACAUGGAGCAAAUGUUUUAUUCCGAAUUUAAACUCUGAACUCCACAGAAAGCCAAGCAGACAGAACAGUUAGUCACGUUUCUUAUGUCCAUCAUUUUCAGUUUCCUCUCUUCCUCCUCUUUUUAUGUCUCCAUCUGCAACUUUGAAAAUAUUUAAAUGUCAAGUUGUAUGUCCCACUACGCCCCCCAAAAAAGAACACUGUGUCCCAGAAGUCUUCCAUUGCCGUUUGCCGUUUCCAACAAAAACAUCCUUGAGCUUAAUGUUCACUGAUUCUUUUCACAUCAGUAACAAGCAGUGAAAACUGAACUAAGUGCUAAAAUCAUUCUUCUAUACAGAUAGUUUCUGAUUGCAUACAUUUAGUUUUUUUUUUUGUGGGUCCUGUAUUUGUGAAGAUCUGUCAGUACAUUCUGUAAUGAAACCCGUGGUGUUAUUUUGUUUUCAUGCCUGUCAUGUGAGUUUAUGCCUAUUUUUUUAUUUUAUUUUAUUAUUUGGUUGUGCUUUGGUUGUGAAAGAUGUACUGUAUUUUCAAAGGAUAUGAAGGUGUAUUUUAAUUUUUGAAAGGAAUUAAAUAUGAUGUCAGAAUGAAA
Molecule: messenger RNA, 9186 nt
Organism: Xiphophorus maculatus (southern platyfish)
Lineage: Eukaryota; Metazoa; Chordata; Actinopteri; Cyprinodontiformes; Poeciliidae
Product: protein kinase C epsilon type-like
Exons: 15
Coding region: 1554-3839 (761 amino acids)
Biological process (GO): protein phosphorylation
Molecular function (GO): ATP binding; diacylglycerol-dependent serine/threonine kinase activity
Source: RefSeq, a predicted model, not a curated record